This is a messenger RNA of Cricetulus griseus (Chinese hamster), 1092 nucleotides long. The record is from RefSeq and is a predicted model, not a curated record. NCBI's taxonomy places the organism in Eukaryota, Metazoa, Chordata, Mammalia, Rodentia, Cricetidae.
CAUCUUGAGCGGGUGUGAUGGAAGGAAACAGGACCCUGCUGACUGAGUUUGUUCUCAGAGGAAUAACAGAUCGUCCAGAGCUGCAAGUCCCCCUGUUCCUGGUGUUCUUCUUCAUCUAUGUCAUCACCAUGGUGGGCAACCUUGGCUUAAUCUUUCUCAUCUGGAAGGACACCCAUCUUCACACUCCCAUGUACCUUUUCCUUGGAAAUUUAGCCUUUGCUGAUGCCUGUACUUCAUCCUCUGUGACUCCAAAGAUGCUCAUGAAAUUUUUAAACAAGAAUGACAUGAUAUCCAUGGGUGAGUGUUUUGCCCAAUUUUAUUUUUUUUGUUUCAGUGCAACAGCAGAAAUUUUCCUCCUGGUAGCAAUGGCCUAUGAUCGCUAUGUAGCAAUAUGCAACCCUCUGCACUAUGCAGUUGUGAUGUUCAAAAGACUCUGCACUGUGUUAAUAAGUAUGUCAUAUAUAAUUGGUAUCCUAAAUCCUAUAGUUCAUGUGGGAUUAUUAUUCAGAUUAACUUUCUGUAAGUCCAAUAUAAUUGACCAUUUCUACUGUGAAAUCAUGCCACUCUACACAAUCUCUUGCACUGAUCCAUCUCUUAAUGCACUGGUGGCUUUCAUUUUUGCUUCUUCCAUACAAAUCAGUACCUCUGUGACUAUUGUAGUCUCUUAUGCCCGUGUUCUAUUUGCUGUCGUGAACAUGAAGUCUAAGAAGGGCAGACAGAAAGCCUUCUUCACCUGCAGUGCCCACCUGCUUUCUGUCUCUUUGUUCUAUGGCACUCUCCUCUUCAUGUAUGUAAGUCCUGGGUCUGCAUCAGGCAAACACCAGAAUAAAAUGUAUUCAUUGUUCUACACAGUUGUGAUUCCUCUUCUAAACCCUUUUAUUUACAGCUUAAGAAACAAGGAAGUUUUAAGUGCUCUGAAGAAAGUCAUAAAAUGAUCACUGUCUUCUGAAAUUUUCAGGUGUUUCUGUAUGUUUUUUUUCUCUUUUGAAGUAUAUCAUACUAUUUGAUAGUGUGUUUUGAAAAUAAUAAAAAAAUCUUACCUAUUGUUAGAGUGCACACACCUGUCUGUUAUGAAAUUAUUAAAAUAUUCAG